GCAUUGGCAACUCAACUCAACCUUCCGCAGAAAAUUGCACAGCAAUCAGCAUUCAUUUCGAGGUUUUAUCUGGAAAAUUGAAAAAAUGGGAAAUCGAAGGGGAAUAAAUAAGUCUCCAUUCACCGCUGGACAGUUCGUGUUCGGAAAAGUAAAAGGAUCUCGCGCAUGGCCAGGCCGACUUAUUAAAGAGCUUGGCAGUGCAUACAAUGUCUAUUUCUACGGCACGUGCGACUAUGCAAAGGUGGCAAAGAAUAACAUUUUUGACUUUGAAAAGCAUUCUAAGCGGUACGGAAAAGUGCACGAUCGGAACUCCAAGGUCUGCCAAUUGUUCCAAGCAGCUAUGUCGGAAAUACAGAAGGCUGUGUCCCAGCCCAGCUCGGAUGUUGGCUACUUAAAUAUGGUGGCUUACCUAGAGCAAAACUGUGGACAGUCGGACUCCGACUCUGACUCGGACUCGGACUCGGGUACUUUGGAUUUGAGAGGCGCCGAACUUAAGGGGAAACCCUUUCGUCAUAUAGUCGCCGACAGCGACACGGACACAGAAACGUCUUCAGAACCAAAAAAAACUCCAAAUUUACAAUAAUAUUAUGCUAAAAUUCCUAUUUUUUCUGUAUGAAGUAAUUUUAACCUCAAAUUUGUUCAACGAAUAUGUAUGGGCUUCAAAUAAGAAAACUUUGAAUAAAUAACACCUAUGUAACUCCAA
Molecule: messenger RNA, 703 nt
Organism: Drosophila miranda
Lineage: Eukaryota; Metazoa; Arthropoda; Insecta; Diptera; Drosophilidae
Product: hepatoma-derived growth factor-related protein 2
Exons: 1
Coding region: 86-583 (165 amino acids)
Biological process (GO): regulation of transcription by RNA polymerase II
Cellular component (GO): nucleus
Molecular function (GO): double-stranded DNA binding; transcription coregulator activity
Source: RefSeq, a predicted model, not a curated record